Octodon degus (degu) is the source of this 2027-nucleotide messenger RNA. It is a transcript of the gene Cavin4, whose product is annotated as caveolae associated protein 4. Lineage: Eukaryota; Metazoa; Chordata; Mammalia; Rodentia; Octodontidae. Gene Ontology annotation, cellular component: caveola; cytoplasm. Gene Ontology annotation, biological process: regulation of gene expression. The record is from RefSeq and is a predicted model, not a curated record. The transcript has 2 exons. The coding region runs from base 108 to 1199 and encodes 363 amino acids.
GCGGGGUUUCCAACCCUUUAAGCAGCUCUGUUGCCUGUUAUCAAGCUGGGUUUUUGCUCCAACUGCCAGAAUUAAUUGCAGUAGGACUCCUCUUACUGAAAAAUAAAAUGGAACAUAACGGGUCUGCUUCAAAUGCUGAUAGAAUCCACCAAAAUCGUCUGUCGAGUGUCUCUGAAGAUGAAGACCAAGAUGCUGCUCUUACUAUUGUCACUGUGCUGGACAAAGUCGCCACCAUUGUGGACAGUGUGCAGGCAAGCCAGAAGAGAAUAGAAGAGAGACAUAGGGAAAUGGAAAAUGCCAUAAAAUCUGUGCAGAUUGACCUGUUGAAGCUUUCACAGUCACACAGCAAUACAAGCUAUGUCAUUAACAAGCUGUUUGAGAAAACUCGAAAAGUCAGUGCUCACAUUAGAGAUGUGAAGGCCCGAGUAGAAAACCAACAAGUUCGUGUGACAAAAGUUGAAACCAAACAAGAAGAAAUAAUGAAGAAAAACAAAUUCCGUGUUGUAAUAUUCCAGGAAGAGCUUCGAUGUCCGACAUCCCUGUCCAUUGUCAAAGACAGAAACCUCACCAAGAACCAGGAGGAAGAAGACAGUGUCUUUGAUCCCCCGAUAGAGCUCUCUUCUGAUGAGGAAUAUUAUGUUGAAGAAAGCAGAUCUGCCAGGUUUAGAAAGUCAGGCAAGGAGCGCAUCGAUCACAUCAAAAAGGCAUUUUCCAAAGAAAACAUGCAGAAGACAAGGCAGAAUUUUGACAAGAAAGUGAACAGAAUUAGAACAAGAAUAGUGACGCCUGAGAGGAGAGAGAGGUUGAGGCAGUCAGGAGAGAGGCUGCGGCAGUCAGGAGAGAGGCUGCGGCAGUCAGGGGAAAGAUUGAAGAAAUCUAUUUCUAGUGCCGCUCCCUCAAAGGAAGCCUUUAAAAUGAGCAGCCUUAGGAAGGCCAAAGACCGAACUGUGGCUGAAGGUCAGGAAGCAGGCAGGGAGAUGGGUGUGGACAUGGUUGCCCGGAGCCCGUCUCUAGUUCCCAUCCCUGAGCUCCAUACUGAUGAGCUCAGUGAAACAGAGCAGGAGGAAGCCAGGGCAGGGUAUGUGGCCCAUGGAGGAGGGGAGAUCUCAACCCCUGAGCCUUUAAAGGUUACUUUUAAACCUCAGGUGAGAGUAGAGGAUGAUGAAUCGCUUUUGUUAGAUUUAAAGCAGUCCUCAUAAGGAGAAAUUAGGUAAAAAGGCUCAAAUCAUGGAGUUUUAAUUUGUGUGAUAUAAUUAUCUACAUUUAUUUAUAUGCUGUAUAGGAAAAUUAGUGAUAUGAGUGUAUCAUUUCUUACAUUUAAAAUUUUGACUACCAUAUAAAUAUUAUAUACAUUUCCUUGGGAAUUCUUUUUAUUUUUUGUGGGCAUAUAUGAUAGUAGGUAGCAGCCUUUUCCCUCUCCUGUUGUCUAUCUUUGUGGCAGCAUGUGGUUAUAGCAUGAUAACUUUAUUAAUAGUGAGACACUUCCAAGUCAGCUGCUUAUCCUUACCCAUAGCAGCGUGGUGGCUUUGCCUCUUCUGCCCUGCUGAGGGCAAUGUCACACGGUCUGGGAGAGCAGGCAAACCUUUAGAGAAAGGAACCACUCUGGGCUCUCAUUUACACCUUCUGAGUAAUCCCUGAGCACCAGGCAGUGAGGGCCUAGGUUGGACAAAAAUUAAAAUCAGUCCUCUUAAAUAUUUUCUUAGAAGCAAGUAUAUAAAAUAAAUGUUUGAAUGAUAAACUUUUCAUCAAAGACUACAGCCAAUGGGGCUGGUGAGAGCUCAGUGGUCUAAAGCGCCUGCUCAGGCAAGUGCACAGGGACUGUGGUUCCAUCCCCAGCACCACAUGCCACACUAGCCCCACCCCAGGGUGGGCUGAGGCAGCCACAACAAAAAUAAAGACUACAACCAAACUUCAGGUUUUGUAUGUCUCUUCAAAUGUUUCUUGGAAAAUACUUUUUCCCCCUCCGUAUUUUAAGGAAGAGUCUACAUGGUGUUCAGGGUUUCACUACUAGAUCGGUCUCAUAGUGA